Dicrocoelium dendriticum is the source of this 3090-nucleotide messenger RNA. The record is from the annotation of a GenBank genome assembly. Lineage: Eukaryota; Metazoa; Platyhelminthes; Trematoda; Plagiorchiida; Dicrocoeliidae.
AUGAGUUGUAACGAUCACAAAUACGAAGUUAUCACAAGGAACUUACAGGAGGUUGUGGGAGAUGAGGAACUACGCGCUUUGUUGGGUCGGGAUGAUCCCGUUGCCGUCUACUGGGGUACAGCCACGACAGGCAGGCCUCAUGUGGCGUACUUUGUUCCCGUACUCAAGUUGGCCGACAUGUUACAUGCGGGUUGCAAGGUGAUCAUCUUGUUCGCCGACUUGCACGCCUAUUUGGAUAACAUGAAGGCUCCAUGGUCGCUUCUUCGUCAUCGCACCCGUUAUUACGAAGCUGUAAUCAAAGGGAUGCUUAAGUCCAUCAACGUGCCCUUAGACCGCCUGAACUUCAUUCGAGGUGCAGAUUAUGAACUAACAGAGCCAUAUUCGACUGAUUUGUAUCGUUUGCUGUCAGUCACAUCGGCUCAUGAUGCGCGAAAGGCUGGUGCAGAAGUCGUGAAGCAAGUAUCUAAUCCUCUCGUGUCUGGUUUGCUGUAUCCGCUGCUCCAAGCGCUAGAUGAGAUUCAUUUGGGUGUGGACGCCCAGUUUGGUGGGGUGGAUCAAAGAAAAAUUUUCAUGUUUGCUGAAAAAUACUUGCCUCAUUUGGGACAGAAAAAACGCAUACAUCUCAUGAACCCUAUGGUUCCGGGUUUGACGGGAUCCAAGAUGUCCUCGUCAGAUGCAGACUCUAAAGUUGAUCUACUGGACCCACCGGAUCUAGUGGAGCAGAAGUUACUGAAUGCCGCUUGUCCCCUCAACAUGUCUGCGGAGCAAGGCAAUGGAGUGCUGGCCUUUGUGAAAUACGUGGUUUUUCCUCUGCUUUCUUCCCAAGGCCUCUCUAUCCCCGAUGAGGACCGUGUAUACAAGGAUUACCCACAUUUUGAAGCGGACUUCCUCUCCGGUCGGCUGACGUCGGAUGCGGUGAAGCGCGUUGUGAUUAGUUGUCUGAAUGGCCGACUGGACGUCAUUCGCGCAGAUUUUGAGGACUCGGCUUUGCAGACUUUAAUGCAGCUGGCUUAUCCCUCGUCGAAUGCUCUGGAUCCAUCAACAGCGGGGGAUGCCUUUCCGAUUAACAUGGAAGAUGUCGCAUCUGGCGUGCCGCGCAGAUUGGCAGAACUGGAGCGGAGUAUCCCACCCGUUCGUGACCUGAGCACUUUGCUGUCAACAUUCGAAGAUGAAUUCCCCGGUUAUCGCGCUGCCGUGUCCUCUCGAUUGUCACACGCCACACAUGUGCGGUGCAUGUGGAGCGUCACCCCAUCUGGGUUGAUCCAUUUGGGCCAUAGUAUUCCUCUACGAAAAUUGGCACGACUUUCUCAACUCGAUGGAGUACAUAUAAUUAUCUUAGUGAACAACAUAGCUGCGCAUUUGCGCGGUACAUCACCCUGGGACCUCGUUCAACCGCGUGGGGAAUUUUGCCGUGUGGUCGUCACUGCCAUGUUUAACGCCCUUGGUGGUCGAUCAGCGCAAAUGACGUGCCUACUUGGGACAGACUUCCAACUGGCAGGUGACUACAUGCUGGAUUUCUACCGCCUAGUCAGCCUUGUCCCCGAAUCCGAUUGCAUUGCGGCCAGUGAUUCUUCUGGUAUAGAUGCCGCUGCGGACGCGAAUGGAGCCCCAGUGGAAUCUAAACUUGGCACGCAAGCUGGUGCAGGCCGUGUUUCUCUGGGACAACUUAUACUACCUUGUAACGAUUUAGUGGACACUAUCUAUCUCGGUGCGCAUGUCCGUGUGGCCAGUCAAGAGCGAUCGCAAAAGCGCCGCGUCUUUGAACAGCGUUUUAUUUCCAUGCUCACCACGUGCCCUGCCACCGUGCAUCUGAGUCAUCCUCUUCUUCCGAGUUUGCAAGUAGACACCAAUGCACCCGGUGGUGGUGAGCCGGACGGUCCUAAAUCACAGCCCUUCUUCCGUCCGAUGCGUACGUGUCCUCCUGCUUCUCGUUGUCAAGGUCCCGCAGCCACUCUUGCCUUGGCCAAUCUAGCAGAAGAUUGUACAUUACCCGUCGUGGAGCCGCCAUUACCUGGGAUGGAAAAAACAGCCCUCGCUAGUCUGAAACGCCGACUCAAACGAGCCUUCUGUCAGCCCGGCAACGUGUCAAUCAAUCCUGUGCUCGAAGUGUAUCGGUCGGUCAUACUACCCCAAUUACCUAUAGAUUCUCCUCUUAUUAUUCCACGGUCGGAGAAAAACGGCGGUCCGCUUUACAUCGAGUCUCCUAAUGGAGUCGCAGAUGCUGCGUCUCGAUGGGAAGCUUUGCAGGCUGCGUUUGAACAAGAAAUUCUGCAUCCGGCGGACUUAAAGCUGGCCGUGGAGUCACUUCUCUCGUCUGGCACCACAGACCUUAUUAGACGCCUUUCACACACAUUGCCUCCGUGGGAUCAGCUCAUGACUUUGCUCGAUGCAGCUUUUCCAAUACCUACAGGUGCGGGAUCGGCAAAGCAAAAAUCCAAGGCGAGGGGAGACGCUUCUCAUAGACCGAGAGAAGCGGAAAACAAAGUUACGACAAACGGUCCCUUGCCGAACUCUUUAUCUGCCACAAAGAACUCCGUUGACUUGGAUCCAAAUCGUUUGGAUAUACGAGUUGGGCGCAUCCUCUCUGCGGUUAAGCACCCAGAUGCAGACAGCCUGUAUGUGGAGCGAGUAGACUUCGGACCCGAAUUUGGACAGCGCACGGUGGUCAGCGGAUUGUCCGGCUUGUAUCCCCUGGAAUGGCUUCAGGGUCGACGCAGCGUUUUCAUUGUCAAUCUGAAGCCAAUUCGCAUGAGGGGCGUGGAAUCACAGGCCAUGUUGCUUUGUGCUUCGCAUGAAUCUACACCUCCGAAUGGUCCACGUCUCAUCCGACCCUUGGAAGUGCCGUCAAAUGCAGCCACCCCCCUCGGCACACGUCUGGUAUUUCAUUCUCGCACUAGCGAUAGUCACAUCGUUGAUCCUGAUCCCGUAAUCAAUCCGAAGACCCAUCUAUGGGAGCGUCUCCAACCAGAUUUGAACGUUUCCCCUGACGACCGGCGCAUUCGGUGGAAAGAUUGGCCACUGGGUGACAAAUCAGCCACACAUUGGGCUCAUGCGUCUGAAGAUUUGCCCAGUGGAGCAUCUGUGUCUUAG